Paramisgurnus dabryanus is the source of this 4606-nucleotide messenger RNA. The record is from RefSeq and is a predicted model, not a curated record. Lineage: Eukaryota; Metazoa; Chordata; Actinopteri; Cypriniformes; Cobitidae.
UUCACCUGACAUAUCAAGUCCCCAUCACAACCACCCCACCCCCUGCGAUAGCCAAUAGGGGAUGACAACAGCACCCCUCCCCCAUUCACUCUCAUGCAGUCACGCAGGUGCGACCUCCAUUUUAGUUUAAUUUUGAUCAGAACUUGGAAAGACGAAACAUCUCCCCGGAAUAUUUCUUUUUGAUGGGAGCAUCAUGGACAAAAAAAGCCCAAAUAAAGUCAACAAAAGGAUCAGCAGGUUUGAACGUCGCAUCACAAGACUGAGAAAGCAUCAUGGUGAAUGUGCCAGGAGACAAUCAGCUAGAGAAAAGGCAAUGGAAACAUCAAGUGUUGGCACCAUCAUGCCUCACCAGGACCCAGAUGACCAGGUCCCAUCUCCCCUCCAGCAGGACAUACUUGACUUAAAAUUGAUGUGUAGAAAACGAUCCUUGCUGGAUUCAAAGGGAAAUAUGGACAGUUCAAUACCUUCAGAUGUUACCAAGCCGUUUGGCAAAAAGUCACUGUCUACAAAGAAAUCUGCGGACACAGACAGUGAUGCAGAUACAGAAAUCCUAGAGUUGCCCAGUUCUUCUGUAUCACCAGGAGCCUGUGAUGUCCCAGACCUAAAGAGGACUGACAGUGUAUUCCUUACCAAGAAAUCAUUAGGGAUCAGUUCCACUUCAGAUGACUCAAUUAGCAGCAUUGACAACAGUGAAGACGAGUAUGUGCCUGAAUCGGAGAGCAGUUCUGAAGAAUCUGAAGACAGCAUUCCACAGCCUUUGUCCAGUCCCUCAUCUACCAAUGUGUCAUUAGGUGACAAUGUUGAUUCUUCCUCAUCUUCCAUGAAUGCAGACAAGGAAUGUUCCCCACUUGAAGUUAAGGAGACAAUGACUCAUUCAGAUAAUGACUGCAGUAGUGAGGUUUCUGUAAUGAAACUGAAAAAGACUGCAUAUGGCCAAAGAAUGUACAACAAAAAGCAUUAUUGCUUUUAUUGUUACAAACCAUUCUGCAAAAUGGCAAGACACUUGGCCCAAGUUCAUAAAAAUGAGGUCGAUGUAGCAAAAGCUCUUUCUUAUCCAAAGGGGUCUAAAGAAAGGAAGAUUAAUUUGGAUCUUUUGAGGAAUAAAGGGAACCGUGUACACAACACAAAUGUUCUAAAAGCUGGCAAAGGAGUGUUGGUGCCACGUCAACAAUCCACUGCUAAAAACGUGAAUUUUAAGGACUACUUGCACUGUUUGAACUGCCAAGGGCUGUUCAGGCGAAAAGCACUUUGGAGGCAUAUGUCAAGGUGUAACCUGGCCAAGAAGUGCCAGGUCACAAAACCAGGUAGAUCCAGAGUUCAAGCACUCUGUGCUUAUGCAGAGCCUGUUCCUGAAGGAGUAACAAAAAAAUUAUGGAAACUGAUCAGUGACAUGAAGCAAGAUGAAGUAACGCACGUGGUUAAAAGUGAUGCAUGCAUCAUCAAGUUUGGAGAACACUUGUGCAACAAAAUGGGGAACGACAAAACCAAGCAUGAAUACAUCAGAACUAAAAUGCGUGAGGCUGGAAGGCUGUUGGUAUCUGCUAGAAAAGUUGGAAAACUGCAGAGUAUUAAAGACUUUUUCAUACCCCAAAACUUCUAUGAUGUUAUUAAGGCCGUUAAAGAUACAGCGGGAUACCGAGAAGAAGAUGAGGUCUUUGCAAUUCCGUCUUUGGCGUUAAAACUGGGGCACAACCUAAAAAAAAUGGCAGAUAUUGCAGAAUGUGAAGCAAUGAUUGCAGGAGAUGAAAACAUUGUCCAAAAGGUAAAAAUGUUUAAGAAAAUGUAUACCACAAAAUGGAAUGAAUUGGUGUCAGCCUCAGCCUUGAAGACACUUAAUGAAGCAAAAUGGAACACUCCAGAGCUUCUUCCUUUUACUGAGGAUGUUAAGAAAAUGCACAUCCAUCUCAGCAAGCAAACUAAACUGUACCAAGAAAAGCUAAAACUUGAGAAAAGUCAAAAGAACUGGUCAAAUCUUGCUCAAGUGACUCUGUGUGAUGUAAUGGUGUUUAAUCGCAGGAGAGCAGGAGAAGUUUCGAAAAUGAAGUUGAAUUCAUAUCUUCUCCGAAACACAUCUGUUUUGCAUUCUGAUGUCGCGGUUGCUUUAUCUAAAGUUGAGCAGAAGCUCUGUCAGCAUUUCCAACGUGUUGAAAUUAGAGGCAAGCGAGACAGAAAGGUGCCAAUACUCCUGACCCCAAGUAUGCUGGACUCCAUGGAGCUACUUGUAAAGAAUCGUCAAGCAUGUGGUGUACAUGAUGAAAAUCUUUUUUUUUUCGCAAAACCCAUGACUGAGACAUCAUACUACAAAGGCACGGAUUGCAUCAGGAAGGUUGCCUACCAGUGUGGAGCUGAACAUCCAAAGACUCUAAAAACCACAAAGCUGCGGAAACACAUUGCAACACUUUCUACAGUGCUUAAUCUGAGAGAUACUGAUAUGGACCAAUUGGCAGAUUUUAUGGGACAUGAUAUAAGAGUUCAUAGAAACUUUUACCGACUGCCUGAAGGGACGUUACAACUAGCAAAGAUCAGCAAGGUGCUGAUGGCCCUUGAACAGGGAAGGGUAUCAGAAUUCAAGGGGAAAAACCUUGAUGAAAUUAACCUUGAUCCUAAUGAGAAAGUGAAUGUAGAGACUGAUGUUUCUGAAACUGAUGUUUCUGAAACUGAGGAUGAAGAAAGUGAGGGUGAGAUGCCACAGCCAAAAAAACGACGUCGGUCCUCUUCAACAUCUAUAGCGGAAUCUUCAGUUGGCACCAAGUCUUUGAGGGAAAUGCCACAGCAAGAGAAGCAAUGUCAGUCCCCUUCAACAUCUACAGAAGAAAAUUCAUUUGCCCGCAAGUCGGCAAAGGAGAGAGCGACGACUUCAAACUCAGGUUUGUCAAAAUGCCCCAAAAGAAAGUGGACAGAAGAGGAGGUGAAGGCAGUUGAAAACAAACUUUUAGACUGCAUCACAUCUGGCAGGUUACCAGGGAUAAGACAGUGUGAAGACUGCAUCAGGUCAGCGCCGGAAUUGCUUAAAAACAGAACCUGGAAAUCAGUGAAGUUUUAUGUCAAGAACCGAAUAACAGCAUUCAGGAGAGAGUGUGAGAAAAGAAAGAAAAUGUAAUGUCUCAGGUCAGAUUAUUCCUUUUUUUUUCAGGGAAAUCAAGCACUUGUUCUAAGUUCUAAGAAAAGUUUUUGUACUUGCAUUCGUACAAUUAGUUCUGUGUUUGCACUUAUAUUCGUGCGAUGAGAUCUGUGUUUGCACUUGCAUUCGUACGAUGAGAUAUCUGUGAUUGCACUUUUAUUCGUACGUUGAGUUUUCUAAGAGAAGUUUUUGUACUUGUAUUCGUACGAUGAGAUUUCUAAAUUUUUGCACUUUUAUUUGUACGAUGAGUUUUCUAAGAGAAGUUUUUGCACACUUAUUCGUACGAUGAGAUAUCUGUGUUUGCACUUUUAUUCGUACGUUGAGUUUUCUAAGAAAAGUUUUUGUACUUGUAUUCGUACGAUGAGAUUUCUAAGAGAAGUUUUUGCACACUUAUUCGUAUGAUGAGAUAUCUGUGUUUGCACUUUUAUUCGUACGUUGAGUUUUCUAAGAAAAGUUUUUGUACUUGUAUUCGUAUGAUGAGAUUUCUAAGAGAAGUUUUUGCACACUUAUUCGUACGAUGAGAUAUCUGUGUUUGGACUUAUAUUCAUACGAUGAGAUCUAUGUUUGCACUUGUAUUCGUACGAUGAGAUUUCUAAGUUUUUGCAGUUUUCUAAGAGAAGUUUUUGUACUUCGAAAUCUCAUCGUACGAAUACAAGUACAAGAACUUUUCUUAAAAAACUCAACGUAUAAAGAAAAGUUUUUGUACUUGCAUUCGUACAAUUAGUUCUGUGUUUGCACUUAUAUUCGUGCGAUGAGAUCUGUGUUUGCACUUGCAUUCGUACGAUGAGAUAUCUGUGAUUGCACUUUUAUUCGUACGUUGAGUUUUCUAAGAGAAGUUUUUGUACUUGUAUUCGUAUGAUGAGAUUUCUACAUUUUUGCACUUUUAUUUGUACGAUGAGUUUUCUAAGAAGUUUUUGCACACUUAUUCGUACGAUGAGAUAUCUGUGUUUGGACUUGUAUUCGUACGAUGAGAUUUCUAAGAGAAGUUUUUGCACACUUAUUUGUACGAUGAGAUAUCUGUGUUUGCACUGUUAUUCGUACGUUGAGUUUUCUAAGAGAAGUUUUUGUACUUGUAUUCGUACGAUGAGAUUUCUAAGAGAAGAUUUUGCACACUUAUUCGUAUGAUGAGAUAUCUGUGUUUGGACUUAUAUUCAUACGAUGAGAUCUAUGUUUGCACUUGUAUUCGUACGAUGAGAUUUCUAAGUUUUUGCAGUUUUCUAAGAGAAGUUUUUGUACUUCGAAAUCUCAUCGUACGAAUACAAGUACAAGAACUUUUCUUAAAAAACUCAACGUAUAAAGAAAAGUUUUUGUACUUGCAUUCGUACAAUUAGUUCUGUGUUUGCACUUAUAUUCGUGCGAUGAGAUCUGUGUUUGCACUUGCAUUCGUACGAUGAGAUAUCUGUGAUUGCACUUUUAUUCGUACGUUGAGUUUUCUAAGAGAAGUUUUUGUACUUGUAUUCGUAUGAUGAGAUUUCUACAUUUUUG